Pollicipes pollicipes is the source of this 1881-nucleotide messenger RNA. RefSeq names its product vacuolar protein sorting 28 (gene Vps28). Gene Ontology annotation, cellular component: ESCRT I complex. The record is from RefSeq and is a predicted model, not a curated record. Gene Ontology annotation, molecular function: protein-containing complex binding. The transcript is spliced from 6 exons. NCBI's taxonomy places the organism in Eukaryota, Metazoa, Arthropoda, Thecostraca, Pollicipedomorpha, Pollicipedidae. The coding region runs from base 236 to 910 and encodes 224 amino acids. Gene Ontology annotation, biological process: protein transport to vacuole involved in ubiquitin-dependent protein catabolic process via the multivesicular body sorting pathway.
UUGAGGUGACAUUGGCGUUGGGUGAUUCCGGAUGAUUCAUCAUAAGCCCUCCGGCAGCGCGCUAUUUUAUGAAGAUGGUUCAAGACUGAUAACGUUACAAAGUCGUCAGGGUUAAGAACCGGACCGCCAGGAUCUUUUGUUGGUUUUCUAGUACUAACUGUGACCGCGUCUCACGGUCGGACUGAGGUCUCGAACGGUUUUGAGGCCAGCACGAAUCCUACUGAUUCUUGAGACCAUGUCUUUGUUUUCGGGCUUGAACACACCUUCUACUAGUUUUCAAGAACCCCAGCGACCAGAGCUGUAUGAGGAGGUGAAACUCUACAGAAAUGCUCGCGAACGCGAAAAGUACGACAACAUGGCGGACCUGUACGCCGUCAUCAACACGCUGCAGAACCUGGAGAAGGCGUACAUCAAGGAUCGUGUCACGCCUAAGGAAUAUACGGCGGCGUGCUCCAAGCUGCUGGUCCAGUACAAGGCGGCCAUGCGCCAGGUGCACUCGGAGGAGUUUCCCAACGUCGAGGUCUUCAUGAGGAGAUUCAGGCUGGACUGCCCGGCCGCCAUGGAGCGGAUUCGUGAGGACCGACCGAUCACCAUCAAGGACGACAAGGGCAGCACCAGCAAGUGUAUCGCCGACACGGUGUCGCUGUACAUCACGAUCAUGGACAAGCUGAGGCUGGAGAUCAAGGCCAAGGACGAGCUGCAGCCGGACAUCAGAGACCUUCUGGACACGAUGAACCGACUGUCCAUGCUGCCGGAGGAGUUCGAGGGCAAGCAGCGGCUGCAGGUGUGGUUGACGGCGAUGGACGAGAUGCAGGCGGCCGACGAGCUCAGUCCCGAGCAGAUCCGACAGCUGCUCUUCGACCUCGACUCGGGCUACAACGCCUUCAACAAGGUGCUGCACGACCACUAGCUGCGAUGCCGAAGCCUGCGGCGCGCCGGGCCGUCCUGUGAGGCCACGCGCGGCCGCUGGCUGCGGCCUGCGCGGUCUCAGCGACGACGCUGCGACAGUGUUGGCUACCGCGCUGGGAGGGCGCAGAUACCUUGGCGCCGUGUCGCCACCGACCGGUGUGCCAGGGGUCGCCGCCGACCGAUGUGCCAUGGGUCCGCCGCGGCUGCCGCGCGAGCGCCGCGCAGUAUCGCGCGGGGCCGGCGGACGGCGCGGUCGGCCAGCUGACUGGAGAAUUGCUGCGGGCUGAGCCGCACCGGGGUGGGACCAGCGCCGGGUCGGUGUGCCGAGGCUGGCGCGCGCGGCGUCGGCCCGGGGCGGAGCCGGCCUCCUCCGACGGCGGCCUUCCCGGACCGGCAUGGCGUCCGUCGCCGUCUGGAGCGUCGGCUGUGAUACCGCGGGUGGCGUGGCCGGCCGGUGCGCUGCGUCUUCGGACCUGCCUCCAGCCCGUGCCGCUGGGACGGGGCGCGCCCCAGCGGCAGACUCCGCUGUGCGCCGAGUCUUGACUCGACUGUGGGGUCCUGAUUUGAUUCGAGUGUUCCCCUCUGCACCGGCUGCUGUGCAUCACAGUAUCUGCACAGGCGCAACGGCAGGCGUGUUUUAGGCCCGUAUGAGCGCGUUCAGGUCAUUCCUGACCGGGGAGCUGAAUGCCGCGACUUCUUGUUCGACGGGACGCGCUUCGAGCGGCGCUAUUGAGUGCUAUCUAAGUCGUCGGGGUCUAGUGACUGGGCCGCUAGCUAUACGGACUAGCCGAGGUUUGUGAGAAGACCCCUGACCGAGAUAUUCCCCGCAGCGAGCUGACGCGCGCCCGGGGUCGGCGAGCAGUGGUCGGGUUUGGCCGGCGGGACAUUGUGAGCGUGCGUGAUUGUGACUCAGUGGGCGGCCGUGCAGCGAUUGUGAACGACCGUUUUAAUAGAUCGUGUAGCGUCUACGGA